AUGGACAAUGUCCUGCCGGUUUUCCGUUGUUGGUUGCAUCAGUGCUUUCUCAAUUAUCUUGACUGGCCAGAAAUACAAGAUUUCUUCCUUAUCACUCUUCUCUGCGGUCCUGAAUUUAUCAUUUACUUUGCUGUAGCAAUAAUGUCGCAGUUAUCCUCACUUUUGCGAAGUUCCCUUCAAUCUCAAACCCAUCUUGUUACCACUUUGGAAAAAUCGAUUAAUAACUUUCGGAUGGUAGAACACUUAGGAUUUCUGGAAUCUUUAGCCUCGAGAUAUAAGGAGCCAGUAUCCGGUGAAUUGUCAUCUGCAUCAUUUGUGGGGUGA
This is a messenger RNA of Rodentolepis nana, 324 nucleotides long. NCBI's taxonomy places the organism in Eukaryota, Metazoa, Platyhelminthes, Cestoda, Cyclophyllidea, Hymenolepididae. The record is from the annotation of a GenBank genome assembly.